GGGUCUCUAAAGGCUGAUCGAAUGAUUUCGUUGCUCCGAUUUGGUAUGCCAUCGAUUUCAACGUCCACAACACUUUUAAACAACUCAACGCCGACAUUGUCGCCAAGCAUGGACACCACAUCCGCACAGUUGAGAAUCUCGAAACCCAACUCCAGCUGAAUUCCCUUCUUUCUCCAAGUAUCAAGAACAUACAAGAUCUCCAAAUAACGUGCACCAGCAGUGCCCGAUUCCGCACCCUGUGCAUGGAUCUCAUCAGCAGGAACAACAGCAACCUCAGGACGCUGACAUUGGAGAUGGAUGAAAAUGCAAAACAGCGUGAUAUGUCUUCCCGAAUGAUUUUCGUUGCUGCGCUCGUCCCUCACUCUUCUGUCUCCAGACUCUCUUCUGUAAGACUCCAUGGUAUCUGCCUCAGCCGGGAUUCAUUUGCCUCUUUACUGAGAGGUUGUCCUCUGCUCACAAGUGUGGACUUGCAACAGGAUGAGUCAGAAUGGGCAUGCAAACAAUUACAACAACUUCGUGUCCGAAUUCGAGGAUUAGAUACCAAAGAAAAGGUUAACAGAGCUCUGGAAUUGUGGAGAGAGGGAAUGGAAAAGGAUGAAACAGACUUGAUGGACGAGGAAGGGAAGGAGGUUGUCGAUGGGUCUAACGAAUCUCAUGUGAAGAAGGAGGACACAUCGAUCGAGGCACGCGUGGCAAAACAUCUCUUGAAGUUCGAUGAACUGAAGGAAGUCUGGCUGGGUACUCGCACAUGCUAUGCGUAGAAGAUAGUCUAACUAGUCGAUGGCUCCCUAUUAAAAAAAGCAAUAUAAAAAUAAAGCGCACCCUCCAUAGGGCGACAUGGGGAC
This is a messenger RNA of Gamsiella multidivaricata, 845 nucleotides long. RefSeq lists its product as uncharacterized. Bases 243 to 761 code for a protein of 172 amino acids. Lineage: Eukaryota; Fungi; Mortierellomycota; Mortierellomycetes; Mortierellales; Mortierellaceae. The transcript is spliced from 2 exons. The record is from RefSeq and is a predicted model, not a curated record.